AUGCCAUGGCCCACGGUCACCUUUGCUGAAACGACUGCCGCUGCAGGAUGGGACGACAGCUUUCGAGAUGACGUAGACUGUAACGUCUGGUCAGAGGGGGCAGAACAACCGUCCGAUAUGCUCAGCCGUGCGAAGCAGCAGUGCGCCAGCACCCAAAGUUUGCGUGUGCAGAUGACAGGUCCAGCGCCUGAGCCCAGCGAGUGCCCCAACCUCGGACGAGAUGGCGUCAUGGCGCUGGUGGACUUCUAUGCGUGCCCAUUACUACCGCAGGGGAGUGUGAAGAAUGGAACCAAAUCCAACAACCGCAUUGCCCAAUAUUCGUUUUGGGACAAAUGUACAAUCGACAACGCCAAGUAA
Messenger RNA from Colletotrichum tamarilloi, 357 nucleotides. RefSeq lists its product as uncharacterized. NCBI's taxonomy places the organism in Eukaryota, Fungi, Ascomycota, Sordariomycetes, Glomerellales, Glomerellaceae. The transcript has 2 exons. The record is from RefSeq and is a predicted model, not a curated record. The coding region runs from base 1 to 357 and encodes 118 amino acids.